GCUCUCAAUAGGAAGCGCAUAGGCUAUGCUAGUUUUGCGGCAAUUACAGGAGGAGGCUAUUAUCUUUAUAAUAAAGCUAUAGUUAAAAGGCGCCCACAGCCAUAUCAACAACGCCUUGCUACCAUUUCACCGGAACUUUUUAUGUCAGAAACGUAUACAGACGCGUCGAACACGAUUCAACUUGAAGGUCUAUCAGAUAGGCCACAUACUUUAUGGACCCCUCCUUCAAGAAAGGAAAUGUUAAAUAUGCUCAAUAAUGGUGAAAGUAAGGAACCACCUUUUGAUAUUUUGAUUAUAGGUGGUGGAGCCACUGGGUCAGGCACAGCUCUUGAUGCUGCUACAAGGGGGCUGAAAGUUGCCUUAGUGGAAAGAGACGACUUUGCUUCUGGAACUUCCUCUCGGUCUACAAAACUUGUUCAUGGUGGUGUUCGAUAUUUAGAGAAAGCCAUAAAGGAAUUAGAUUAUGAACAAUUCAAGCUUGUAAAAGAGGCACUUCAUGAACGUGCCACAUUUUUACAUAUUGCGCCAUAUAUAAGUUAUCAAUUGCCAAUUAUGUUGCCUAUAUACAAGUGGUGGCAAGUCCCGUAUUUUUGGAUUGGUUCGAAAUGCUAUGAUAUGCUUGCUGGCAGAGAAGCUGUGGAAAGUUCAUACUUUCUGACACGUGGCAAAGCACUUGAAGUUUUUCCAUGGUUGAAUAAAGACAAGCUAGUUGCUGCAAUGGUUUAUUAUGACGGUCAACAUAACGAUGCACGUAUGAAUGUAGCAAUUGCUUUAACUGCAAUUUCACUUGGUGCCGUCGUUGCUAAUCAUGUGGAAGUGAAAAAGUUGGCGAAAAAUGAAGAAGGCAAAGUUAGUGGUGCAUAUGUAAAAGACACUCUAACCGGAGAAGAAUGGCUAAUAAGAGCAAAAGGGGUCAUAAAUGCUACUGGUGCAUUUACAGACAGUAUUCGUUCAAUGGAUGACCCCAGAAAUGAAAAUAUUGUUGCACCUUCUUCUGGAGUACAUGUUACUUUACCCAAUUAUUAUAGUCCCCGAAAAAUGGGCAUGAUUGAUCCAUCAACGUCUGAUGGAAGAGUUAUUUUUUUUUUGCCUUGGGAAGGAAAUACUAUUGCUGGUACAACUGAUUCACCUACAGAACUAACAUAUAACCCAAUGCCGAAAGAAGAAGAAAUACAAUGGAUAUUGGACGAAAUUAAGCGAUAUCUAAGUCCGGAUAUUAAGGUUCGUCGGGGUGAUGUUUUAGCUGCAUGGUCGGGAAUAAGACCUUUAGUACGCGAUCCUUAUGCAAAAAACACUUCAGAGUUAGUACGAAGUCACAUGAUUUACGUUAGUAAUUCUAAUUUAAUUACUAUUGCUGGUGGUAAAUGGACAACUUAUCGCGCCAUGGCUAAAGAAACGGUUGACAAAGCUAUUGAGAUAUUGGGAUUAAAGCCUCAAAACGAGUGUCUUACAGAAAAAGCUAGACUUAUUGGCUCGCAUGGGUAUUCAAAAACUAUGUUUAUUAAGCUUAUUCAGCAAUUUGGAUUGGAAACUGAAACCGCUCAACAUUUAGUGAAUAGCUAUGGGGAUCGCGCUUGGGCAGUUGCCGCAUUAUCUAAACCUACAGGCAAACGAUGGCCAGUAUUUGGUCAACGGAUAAGUCCUUUUUAUCCAUAUAUUGAAGCUGAAGUACGCUAUGCUGUUCGUCGAGAAUAUGCUUGUACUCUAGUGGAUGUUAUUGCACGUCGUACAAGAUUAUCUUUUCUUAAUGCUCAAGCAACUCUUGAAUCUCUACCUCGAAUUAUUGAAAUAAUGAGUGAAGAACUUGAAUGGUCUUCUGAACGACAAACUCAAGAAUUUGAUAAAGCUGUUGAAUUUUUGUUCACUAUGGGAUUACCUAAACCAAAAGAAAAAUUAACUAUAAACAAAGUUCGAAUUGAAUCCUCAAAACGUUCAGAAAAUGGAGUUCUUUAUUCUCGUUCACAAUUUCAGCCAGAAGAAUUGGCUAGUUUUCAAAAGGUCUUUUCAGAUUUGGAUAUUUCAGGUGAUGGACGUAUAAUGACAAGCGAUUUAGAAAAAGCUUUAGUAUUAGUAGAAUAUUCUAUCCCUAAAAAUACGUUAAAUUCAAUUAUUUCUGAAGCAAAAUUUGAUAGAGAAGAUUCCAUUGAAUUUGAAGAAUUUUUGGAAUUUAUGAGUGAUGUAAAAGAGGCACAACUUAAGCAUGCAUUUCCCGAGAUAGUUGAUUAUCAAAUAGGCAAGCAUGAACAAAAGAGAAUUCCAAUUGAAAGAUCAUCUGGCGGUGUAUAGAUUUAAUGACAUUAUUAAUUUCUUCGAAGUUGUUUAUGUUGCAGAUGAAAAUUAAUUUUAUUCCAUUUAUUAUUAUAUAUCUUAUAAAUUACACUAUAUUUUUUUUAUCUAUUAAAUUGCUAUAAUUACUAUGCUAAUAAUUAAAUGGUUAUCUUUUUUUUUGUGGAAUUACAAAAGUAAAUAUCACUUAAUUACUGUGGUCCGAGUUAUCGGAUUAAUUUAU
Rhizophagus irregularis DAOM 181602=DAOM 197198 is the source of this 2509-nucleotide messenger RNA. RefSeq lists its product as uncharacterized. Gene Ontology annotation, biological process: glycerol-3-phosphate metabolic process. NCBI's taxonomy places the organism in Eukaryota, Fungi, Glomeromycota, Glomeromycetes, Glomerales, Glomeraceae. Gene Ontology annotation, cellular component: mitochondrion; glycerol-3-phosphate dehydrogenase (FAD) complex. The record is from RefSeq and is a predicted model, not a curated record. Gene Ontology annotation, molecular function: glycerol-3-phosphate dehydrogenase (quinone) activity; calcium ion binding.